Molecule: messenger RNA, 1620 nt
Organism: Chrysochloris asiatica (Cape golden mole)
Lineage: Eukaryota; Metazoa; Chordata; Mammalia; Afrosoricida; Chrysochloridae
Gene: SPATA31G1
Product: chromosome unknown open reading frame, human C9orf131
Exons: 2
Coding region: 1-1620 (539 amino acids)
Source: RefSeq, a predicted model, not a curated record
AUGCCAGGUAGUCUCUUUCUCUACUCCCAGGGCCUACCACUUCUGUACCGUGUGUCUUUCCUUGACUGCCUCUGGAAGGAGAUGUCAGAAGAACAGGAAGAUGAAGGGACGGAGGAAGAAGAGGAGGAAGAGGAUACAUCUCUGGACCCAUUGAAAGUAAGUUCCAAUGGUGUGCAGUUUGAUUCUAAGGCUAUAUGUGGAGAUAUGCAAAGGAGGAAGGACUCCUGGGUCUCUGAGCUUCCAGGUUGCAGCUUACCUCAAGACCUGCAUGGAGCCAACGCCCAGGAAAUCCUGUCAGACUCCCGGCUUGUUAGGGAGGUCAUGGAGCAGAAAAAUUGUGCUCCUGUGCCUCCAGCUAGGAGCCCCAGUUUACCCCCAAACUCUGUGUCAAAGUCCCACAUAAUUGAACCUAUUGGAGAUCAAUGGGACUAUAGGCCAGAAGGGGAAGUAGUAGUAGAGCAAACAAAAAACUGCUGUACCACUGAGCUUCUAGCCUCAGCUCCCAGUUCACUCUUUGCCCCUACACCAGAAGUGCCCCUUGACUCUGAAUUUGGGUGGGGAUAUAGGCAGCAAAGCGAGGUUCCUCAGGGCUUCAGUCCUCUAGCACUGGAUCUCUGGCAGCCAAUACUCGGGCCUUCCGCUCUAGCUGAAACUCUGAAGAUUCCACGCAUCCAGCCAGAUCUAAUCAAGGAAGAGUUAUUCCCUGGAGCUAAGGAAGAGACUCCACCCUCCCAGGAAGAGGUUGUCCCAAUAAUACCCACCCACCCUGGAGUCCCAGGCUGGCAAUGGAGUAGAGAGUUAGAACUCAGGCUGAAGAAGCUGCAGCAGAAUGCUUCUUCCAGAUCCCCUGGCCUAAGACAACCGCCUUGCAGUUUUCCUGCCACUAGGUCUAUAACUCCGGGCUCUUGGGAAUGUUCUUCCUGCAGCCCUCAGCAGGCUCCCAAUGUGUGCCCCUGCUCUUCAAGUUGCCGUUUCCAAGAAUUUCAGGGCAUAGUACCUCAGCCUGACCAGGGCUCUUACUGUCAUCACCCCCACCCCUCUUCCCAGUCUCAGUCACCGGGGUCUAGCAGGGCAAAACGGAGGUCUCAGGAAGAGGAAAGGGUGAAGAAAAAGGUGGUGGUCCAGGUCUUCUUGGAAGCUAGUGACAGGCACCCAGGUCUAGGAGAGUCCUCAAAUUCUAAGGUUCCAGUUUCAGGCAAAAAGCAAAACAAGGUUUCAACCCUACCUUCAACCAGAAAGAAAGAAUAUCCCAAGACACCCCGGCCAGGGGGGAAUGCAGUAGUGACAUCAUCCACAGUCACAGGAAAUCAUCGCUUUGCUCAGGCUCCAAGACUAGUGGAGCCCCUUGGAAACAGACUUUCCCCCACGUCUCAGUCUAAGAACCAGAGCUCUCUACACACUGCUCUCCCACGACUUCUCCCCAAGACUGAGGGUCACCAGAAUCAGUGGGGGGCAGGGAUGGGAGCUGGUGACAUGCCAGACCCUCAGCACUGUAAGCACUGCAAAAGGUAUCUGUCCUCCACACCUCAGGCUCUGCCUGCCAGGUGUCUACAAAGAGUGCUGGCCAAGUUUCUGGGUACCCUUGGACCCCAGUCUACCAAAGCCAAUCAGCAGAGGUAA